GCGACGUCAUGCGGUCGGGCGCCCCACGGCCCCUCUUCCUCUCCAUCUCUGUCCACUGCGCCGGCGGCCUUUCUGCCAGUGCUGUACACUUAGGCCGCGAUAAGCCGAGUGCAGCGCGACGCAGUGGGCGAAGGUGCAAGACACAGGCGGCGAAACAAGGGAAGCUCGAGUUGGUGGGAGGCUGACACGAAUGAAAACGUCUGGAAGGUAAAAGAGAACCUUCUCUCGGCGGCUGUCUCAAAUCCCCGAUUUUAUUCCUUUUUAUACAGCUCCCCCCCGCGUCCCGCUCCUCACUCUGCCUCCAGCUUCGUUUGCCUCUUGUGAUAUCCGAUACCCACGACGUCCGUCCCUUCGUCGACGAUAACGCACCUCGCGACAAUGCCUUCCAUGCUUCUCAACCGGGCGGGUGCCCAUGGCCUGCGCUCCGCGGUGCGGGUGCAGCAGAUGAGGGGUGCUGCCACGCUCGCCGCCUUCCGGACGCCCAAGGUCUUCAAUGAGCCCAACCACCACUUUGCCAAGAACAGCGAACAGCGCGCUGGCCUGACUGCCGCCGUUGAGAAGCUCCAGAAGCAGCUCCCUCUCGAGGUCCCUGUUGUUGUUGGUGGCAAGGAGAUCAAGAUCUCGGCCCUCUCCAAGCAGGUCAACCCCGCCGACCACGCUACCACCGUCGCCUCCUACCACACGGCCACGCCCGCCGAUGUCUCCAAGGCCAUCGACGCCGCCCUCGCGGCCAAGCCCGCCUGGGAGGCACUCCCCUUCGCCGACCGCGCCGCCGUCUUCCUCAAGGCCGCCGACCUCAUCUCCACCAAGUACCGCUACGAUAUCAUGGCCGCCACCAUGCUCGGCCAGGGCAAGAACGCCUGGCAAGCUGAGAUCGACUCGGCUGCCGAGCUGGCCGACUUCUUCCGCUUCAAUGUCCACUACGCGGAGCAGCUGUACAACACCCAGCCCGAGCACCACAGCCCCGGCGUCUGGAACCGCCUCGAGUACCGCGCCCUCGAGGGCUUCGUCUACGCCGUGAGCCCCUUCAACUUCACUGCCAUUGCCGGUAACCUGCCCGGAGCCCCCGCCCUGCUGGGCAACGUUGUUGUCUGGAAGCCCAGCGACUUCUCCAUCGCCUCCAACUGGCUCGUCUACCAGAUCCUCCUCGAGGCCGGUCUGCCCAAGGACGUCAUCCAGUUCGUGCCUGGCAACCCUGUCGAGAUCACCAAGGUCGCCCUUGAGCACAAGGAGUUUGCCGCCCUCCACUACACUGGUAGCACCGCCAUAUUCCGCAAGCUGUACGGCGCCAUCGGCCAGGGUAUCGCCGAGGGCCGCUACCGGUCCUACCCUCGCGUCGUCGGCGAGACUGGCGGCAAGAACUUCCAUUUGGUCCACCCCUCGGCCAACAUUGACAACGCUGUCAAGCAGACUGUCCGCGGUGCCUUUGAGUACCAGGGCCAGAAGUGCAGUGCCACCUCGCGCCUGUAUGUGCCCAAGUCUAAGUGGCCCGAGUUCAAGGAGCAGCUCGCCGCUGAGGUCGAGAAGCUCACCGUCGGCGAGCCGACCGAGUACGGUAACUUCAUGGGUCCCGUGAUCCACGAGGCGUCAUUCAAGAAACUCUCUGGCGCCAUCGACGAGGCCAAGACCGACAAGGAGCUGGAGCUGGUUACCGGUGGCAAGUACGACUCUUCCAAGGGAUACUUCGUGCACCCUACCAUCUAUGCCACCACCAACCCCAACCACAAGUUCCUGUCGACCGAGUUCUUCGGCCCCAUCUUGACCACCUACGUGUACGACGAUGCGGCUCCCGAUGCCUUCGGCGCCGCUUGCAAGCUGGUUGAGUCUACCUCCGAGUACGGCUUGACCGGUGCCGUCUUCGCCGCCGACCGAGAGGCUGUCCGAUUUGCUGAGGAGCACCUUCGCAACGCCGCAGGCAACUUCUACGUCAACUGCAAGAGCACUGGCGCCGUGGUGGGCCAGCAGGCCUUUGGUGGCUCGCGAGCCAGCGGCACUAACGACAAGGCUGGCAGCCAGAACCUGCUGACCCGAUUCGUCAACGCCCGGUCGAUCAAGGAGGAGUUUAUGCCUACGACCCAGGUCACCUACCCCAGCAAUGAGGUCUAGGCAAUAUGUACCUGAAACGGAUCAAGAUUGAAGAUGAGUGCGAGGGUACAACGUGCUAGAAGCAGUUGACGUUUGAUAUUUGGUUGAUGUUGAGGAGUUUACGGGAACCACCGGAUAUGAAUUUGAUGUACAUCAUGCGCGAGCAUAAAAGCGCAUAAAAAGAUGCUCGGACUGCGUUGUACCGCGGUUUGGCUAGGGGCACUGAGUCGCGAGAGGAGCGAUAUAAAUUGAGCCGUGGAGAACUAGGGGCGAGAGUCUAGUUGAUAUCCAGGCAGGGGAUGAUUAUUAGUGCAAUAUUUAUGAAUAUACGUAAAUCACGUUAAGACUUGA
This is a messenger RNA of Ilyonectria robusta, 2436 nucleotides long. Its product is annotated as Aldehyde/histidinol dehydrogenase. Gene Ontology annotation, molecular function: L-glutamate gamma-semialdehyde dehydrogenase (NAD+) activity. Gene Ontology annotation, cellular component: mitochondrial matrix. The record is from RefSeq and is a predicted model, not a curated record. Lineage: Eukaryota; Fungi; Ascomycota; Sordariomycetes; Hypocreales; Nectriaceae. The transcript has 3 exons. The coding region runs from base 379 to 2106 and encodes 575 amino acids.